Messenger RNA from Agrilus planipennis (emerald ash borer), 2787 nucleotides. RefSeq names its product zinc finger protein Elbow. Lineage: Eukaryota; Metazoa; Arthropoda; Insecta; Coleoptera; Buprestidae. Gene Ontology annotation, cellular component: nucleus. The transcript is spliced from 2 exons. The record is from RefSeq and is a predicted model, not a curated record. The coding region runs from base 264 to 1649 and encodes 461 amino acids. Gene Ontology annotation, biological process: negative regulation of DNA-templated transcription.
GACUGCCGAGAGAAAGAACCACUAUCGCUUCAAUCACUGUUGGCGGUGAUUGUGUGUCGGUACGAGUAAGAGAUCGACUUUGAAAGCUCAGACUUCUUAUUAGUAUUGUAUCGUCUCUUACGAACGAAAGCGAGUACACGCUAUUCGAAAAAGAUCGAGUAAUUUUAGAAAAAAACUUUCAGUGUGAUUCCUCAAUUCUUCAGAGGUAUACUGUUUAGUGCUAAGUUGUUAGUUUUGUGGAUUACGUUACUUUGUGCCUCAAGAUGCUCUCAAGUAAUCAAUAUUUGAAACCGGAGUACCUUACACCUUUACCUACUACGUUGGAUGCCAAGAAGAGUCCGCUGGCUCUCCUUGCCCAAACAUGCAGUCAAAUUGGGGCAGACUCCCCCAACAGCAAGUUGUUGCAGAAUGCAUCAGAGAAGAGCAAAGGCGGCAAAUCCUCCUCCUCUUCUGAAUCUCUUAAAUUGAAAUCACCGAAUUCUUCAAGCGAGAGUCCAAUCAAAUCCAGUUUCAAACCGUAUGAAAUGAAUUUUUCAAGAGAAAAGACCCAAUCUCCGGACGAUCGUGCCAGUUCCGGUUCAAGUGCAAAUAGAGUGCGAACUCCCGUUGUUAAAAACAGUAUCUCUAACAAUCGAUGUAACAGUAAUCAAAGCAGUCACUCGAAUCACUCCCCGCGAAAUUCGCCGGUAGUGUCCGAACGUAAAACCCCCAGUGCGGAAUCAAUAAACGUUUCUAGGGACGAAAAUAAUUUAUCCAGAAACAGUGACAGAGUUCCAACUCCACAACAAACAGCUACAUCUUCGUCCGGCAAAUCCACGCUCCCGACAGUUACUUCUCCUACAAUGACCGAUCCGGCAAUAAAAGACAUGCCCCUGGGGACGUUUAAACCUGGUGCACCUCCCACAACAAGUGCUUUUAUCGGUGGAUAUCCCAUACCCGGUUUUCCCUUACCACUAGAUUUAUUGUCUACUUAUCCUGGUUUAAAAGCAGGUCCUUUAGCACCUUAUUUCAGUUACGCCAGAAUGAAGGGCGCUCUAGGUUCAGAGCCUCUUCUGUCUACUUGUAGAGAUCCCUAUUGCACUGGAUGUAGCCUCAAUUCACACUUGUUACCUACAUCGACAGCCAGUGGAAAGACGUCUUCGACUUGUCCCUCAGGGUGCAGCCAGUGUGAGCAUGCAAUGCCAAAGACUUCUGUCGGAUACAACCCGGCAGCUGCAGCUUACGCUCAUGCACAGUUGGCUGCUUUAGCCGCGGCAUCGACGCUUCCAUACAUCUGUAACUGGAUAGCUGGAGACGCGAGUUACUGCGGAAAACGUUUCGCUAGCUCCGAAGAACUUCUGCAGCAUUUAAGAACUCACACAAGUAUUGGAGGUGCCAAUGCUGAGUCAGCGUCAGCGUUGCCUUUCCUGAAUUCAGCUAAUCUACCACCUACGCAUCCCCUGUUUCAUCGGACGUAUCCGACACCCCCUUUGAGUCCUUUGGCUACUGCCAGGUAUCAUCCUUACUCAAAACCGUCACUUCUUCCUCCAUCUUUAAGCUCUUCUUCGUUAACUAGCUUCCCUAUCGCACAUCCAGGGUUAACACCGUAUCUAUCCGCUUACUCCCUCUAUGGUCCGCGAAUUGGAACGAGUCCAGGGAUGCAUCCGUAGGGAAGAAGAAGGGAGGAAGAGUGAGCUGUGCAUGAUAUUACUCUAGUCCAAAAGAAAUCGACUAUUACUUAUACCUAAGCAUUUGAAAAGGAUAUACGAAAGAAAGACUGUUGUCACUCGAAUUUUCGUGGUUUGUGUGAUAUUAUGUAAAUAUAAUAUAUGAAGUUGUGGCAAGGUGUUCUGACUGCUUUUAUUAAAUUAUUUAAACGUUAUCAAAAGUGCUUCUGAAUGCGUUAAUUAAGUUAAUUUCUAGUUAAUUGUUUGCUGUAACGCAACUGUUAUUUCUUGUAAUUUCUCUGGUGAAUUAAAACAAUAUAUUUCGUUUGUACAUUAAAAAUUAAUUUGUUGUUGGUGGAUCUCUAUACACAUUAUACGAUAUAAUCAAACGAAUAUGUAAGAUAAUUUUAUAUUCUAUUUUCUUGAUGUCUAAAAGGCUGAUUAAAACGUCAUGUGCCUGUUGCAUUGAAGAUCAUUUAGUGCUACCGUUUUACAUUCCACAAUAAAAAAAAAAAAGAAUUUAAAUGGUGGAUGAUGUAUAUCGACUUGUAAGUUGGAACACCUUGAAAGUAAGUUAAAUCCAAAAAUUGAAAGACAUCAUAAAAAUGUACAUACUGUUAACUUACGUUAGUUAAGUUCAUUACUUACUAAUGAAGAAGACGUACAGUCGGGAGUAAAAGUAAACAACUGUUUCUUGAAGCAGUUCAUUCUGAUUAGUUACAAAUAUUAAGUAAUUUUUUGAAAUGUUGAUACUGACAAUGUGAUAAUUUUGGACAAAAAAGAUUUACUUUUCUGCCAGACUGUUCCAACAAACGCUACUAGGUGUUUCAAUUUCGUUAUAAAAAUAAAUUUUACUCACUUAUUUCUAGUGUACAACCUGGAGGAAGUUUUAUACAAUCAAUUGAUUUACUGAUUUAAGCGUAUGAUUGGAUGUAGGUACCUCAUGUCGUUUUUGUUUACAGCAGGGUCAGUCUGACCUCAGCUUAAUAAAUUUGUCCACAUUCGGUUUGAAGUUAUUAUGCAACCAAAAUUUACAUAAUCACCAUGUAAGUGGCAAUAAAGUUCUUAAGUUGUUUAUCAUCGUAAUGUGUUGGAACGUUAUUAAAAUUUGAAAUUUAAAUAAAACUGCUAUUUUAUUCCA